AUGAGAAAUUUUAUUACACUUGAAGAAAAAGGAAGUGUUCGUGAAUUUAUUGCCAAUGAUUUAAACAAUGCUGGUUUACGCAUUGAUACAAAUAAAUAUCGUAAUAUUAUUAUUAAUCAACUAUCACCUCAUAUAACAAAUAAUCUUAAACAACAACAACAAGGUUCACGUGUAUUUAAUGUACCACUUCAUCAAAUGGAUACAAUAUCAGUAAAAAUAGAUAAUUUUGAUUUAACAGUACCGAUAUUUUUACGUUGGUGUUUUGAUUGUAUACGUCGUUCAAUAAAACAUGAAGGUCUUUUUCGAAAAUCCGGUGGAUCUCAACGUGUUAAAGAACUUAUGGCUCGAAUUGAAGAUGGUCCAUUAACACCUAGUUUAUCACCAUCGAAUACAGUAUUUGAUGUUUGUUCAUUAUUUAAAGAAUUUCUCCGUCGUCUUACAUAUCCAUUAAUAACAUAUCCAUUACAAGAUCUUUUACUUGAUUGUUUUUCUAUGCGUUCAUUAACAUUAGAUAAAAAAAUUGAUAUGUAUCUUAAUAUUCUUCUACUUUUACCCGAUGAACAUUUACAUACACUUAUAUAUAUAUUAAGAUUUUUACAUGAAAUAACAUUAAAUGAACGUGAUAAUAAAAUGAAUGCAAAAAAUUUAGCUAUUUGUGUUGGUCCUGGUAUAAUGCGUACAAUUAUUGAAGGUAAAACAAAUAUAAUGACAGAACAAUGUGCAACAAGUGUUAGUGAUAUUGUUGAAACAUUAAUAAUUAAUUCAACAAAACUUGGUUAUAUUACUGAAUCAAUAUAUGAACGAUCACAAAUGCUUUUAGAAAUGCGACAAAAAGAAGUUAUAUCAAAUUCAGAUGAAAGUUUUGCUAUUGAAAAUGGUAUUGAUAAUGGUAUUAGUAGUACAGGAAAAAUUAAUGAUCCAACCAAUGCAAAAAAAACGUCGUAG
Molecule: messenger RNA, 945 nt
Organism: Rotaria sordida
Lineage: Eukaryota; Metazoa; Rotifera; Eurotatoria; Philodinida; Philodinidae
Source: the annotation of a GenBank genome assembly